This is a messenger RNA of Blastocystis hominis, 1500 nucleotides long. RefSeq lists its product as hypothetical. The record is from RefSeq and is a predicted model, not a curated record. The transcript has 6 exons. NCBI's taxonomy places the organism in Eukaryota, Bigyra, Opalinata, Blastocystidae. Bases 1 to 1500 code for a protein of 499 amino acids. Gene Ontology annotation, molecular function: glycosyltransferase activity.
AUGAGAAAGGUAAAGACUGCCGCUACUUCUUCCGUGUCAAAUAUAAAGGAAUUACGGCAAAACAACCAAGUUGCUGCAAUAUCGCCUCAUAUGGAUAACAACACAAGAAUUACCUCCAGUGAAAUUGGGUUCAUUGAAGAAUAUGGACUUCUCAUGAAUAUUGUUCCUUCUUCUAUUCUCUUUGAUAUACAUGUGAAUUUUAAACUUUAUUCGUCUCAUGUGAUAUUGUCAAAGCUUAUUCCGAACGAGGAUCAAUGGGGUACGAAGGCUUUCUCGUAUCAGCGAGAUGUCUGGGAGCAGUCCUUCCUAAAUAUAGAGAAGAAUCGCAAUUUUACAAAUUCCCAAUUUCGACAGAGCAAGUACUCGACUGCCACAAUUCGUUUUGUUAACAAGACUGACAGUCCAUUUUUGGAUGCGCAUAAUAUAUGUAUGGAUUCUUCAUUCACAUGGAUAAUAUUCCUCAAGUCAGGAUCAAUGAACUUUCAAUAUCCCGAUGAUCAAAGCUUUCGAUAUAGUCAUAAGCUGAAAACACGCAAACAAAGACUUCCAAAGAAAGCAAAAUGGAUAGAAAAAGGGUAUUAUUAUGUAUUUAAGCCCUGCCAAUUACGUCACAUCGGUCAUUUCGCGGAAUCUCUCAAUCACGCUUUGCUCAAGCUUCGAUAUCCUUCUUUUUAUCCUCCUCUUACCGACAUCUAUAUUCCCCAGUUUACUGAGAACGACUUUGAAUGGUCCAAAACCUAUCUACAGUUAGUUUUGAGCUUAUUUCCAGAGAAUUUCAAACCUGCCGUUCAUAUAGCGAACAGUAUUUCGUUGACUCGUACCACGUGCUUCCGAUCAGCUGUGUUGGCCGAUCGCGUUCGAUUCCAUAUGGAUGGAGCGUUAUUUGCUGGCUUUUUCCCUCAAGAUCUCAUAAAAGCAACUGCUUGGCGCCAUGCGAAUGUUCAAUCAAGACAUAACGAGCCGCCUCGGCUCGCUUUGCUGAUCGUUGAUCGAAAGAAUAUUCGAGGUUUCACAUUGCAUAGUACCUGGGUUGAGAUUAUUUCUUCGCAUUUUAAGGAACUUGUCGUUUCUUAUGAGAAUAUGGAAGGAUUAUCAUUUAAAGAACAAUUACAACUCUUCUAUGAUUCGGAUAUUGUGGUUUCUCCGCAUAGCGCAAGCUUCAUCAAUCUCAUUUUUUCAGUUCCUCAUACAGCGGUCAUUGAGUGUUAUCCGCCAUAUUUCUAUGAAUUGUGGUAUUCCAACACUGCAAUGUUUUCCCGUUUGCACUAUAUCAUGGUUUCAAGUUUUGUUCCAAAUGGCAAAGUGAAGAGGAUGUGGAAAGAUGCAGAGAAUGCCUAUGAGGAUGGCAAAUUCUAUUAUGUUCGAAGAAGUUAUCUUGAACACAGUGUAAAUCCUCCUCAGUUCAAAAUGCUUUCUGCUGUACGGGAUGCAGUGGAAUAUGCGAAACGGUGGCGCUUUGUAUAUGAAGCGAAUGAUCGAUGGUCUGCAAUAUUCAUGUAA